Molecule: messenger RNA, 1092 nt
Organism: Odobenus rosmarus divergens (Pacific walrus)
Lineage: Eukaryota; Metazoa; Chordata; Mammalia; Carnivora; Odobenidae
Gene: AADACL4
Product: arylacetamide deacetylase-like 4
Molecular function (GO): hydrolase activity
Source: RefSeq, a predicted model, not a curated record
AUGGCCUUGAGCUUGGAGCUGAAGGUCAGUUUCAUGUCCAUCUACCUGGCAAAAAUAUUGGAGAAGCUGGGAAUUUGCUUCAUGCUCAGAUUUCUCCAGUUAUUGCAAAGUGGUAUAAGAAUAAAGAAAGUUACCGUAACUGACCUGUAUUUUGGGACCAUACCGGUGAGGCUGUUCCAGCCCAAAGCAGCAUCCUCUGGCCGCGGGCGAGGCAUCAUCUUCUUCCCUGGAGGAAGCGCGUUCAUGGGGAGCCUCGACUUCUACCACAACCUGUGCAGUCUGCUGGUCCUAGAGAUGGACUCCGUGCUGCUGUUGGUUGGGUACUGCCAGCUUCCUGAUCACCACUACCCCAGAAUUUUCCAAGACUGCCUGCACACCUCUAUUCACUUCCUGAAGGCCCUGAAAACCUAUGGGGUGGACCUCCGGGUCAUGAUCUGUGGAGACAGCAUUGGGGGUGGGAGUGUGGCCUCUGUCACCCAGUCCCUGGUGGGAAGAUCAGAUCUUCCCCAGAUCAGGGCCCAGGUCCUGAUUUAUCCAGUGACUCAGGUCGUCGAUUUGCAGCUGCCGUCCCACUGGCAAAACUGAAACAUCCUGUUCUCCUCCCAGGAGUUCAUGAUGAUAUGUAUGUUCAAAUAUAUGGUUGUCUACUUUCAUUGGUGGGAUGCCAUCUUGAACGGUGCUUUCAUACCCCCGGAAGUCUGGAGAAAGUACUAAAAGUGGCUCAGCCCCAACAACAUCCCCAGGAGAUUCAAAAAACCAGGCUACAAACCUCUGUUUCCCAGCCCUUUUAACGAGGCCACCUACCUGGAAAAUGGACAUCUUUUGGAUGUGGCAAAUACCCCUCUGCUAAGGGAUGAUGAGACCAUCACUCAGCUUCCUGCAGCCUUCCUGGUGAGCUGUGAGCAUGACAUCCUCCGCGAUGACACCUUGCUCUAUAUGAAGCGUUUGGAGGAACAGGGGGUCCCCGUGAUGUGGUAUCAUGUGGAAGAUGGCUUUCAUGGGUCCUUGAUGUUUUUUGAUAAGAAGUUUUUCUCUUUCCCAUGCUCCCUGAAAAUUAUAAACGCUGUCAUCAGUUAUAUAAAAAGCAUAUAG